This is a messenger RNA of Haliotis rufescens (red abalone), 2946 nucleotides long. RefSeq names its product transmembrane protein 50A-like. Gene Ontology annotation, biological process: late endosome to vacuole transport via multivesicular body sorting pathway; protein targeting to vacuole. The coding region runs from base 276 to 755 and encodes 159 amino acids. The transcript has 6 exons. Lineage: Eukaryota; Metazoa; Mollusca; Gastropoda; Lepetellida; Haliotidae. The record is from RefSeq and is a predicted model, not a curated record.
CGGAAGUAAUAUGGCGGACAUGUCUUGCCUUUGUAAAUAAAGUACAAACAUUGUCACAAGCUUGUGUGUCAUCGAAACCUGAAUUCGGUCCGUGGUCGGAACUGUUACCUGAAGAUCAUACAACAUUUUGGACUUAUGGACCUUAGACUUGUCGAGAUAUACUGAAACAAACUAAUCCAGAAGUUAGGAAGUGAAUUGUCCGUUUGCAGUGAAGUGACAUCCACGGAGUUCCAGUAUCGUUCCGUCUGAGUCUAACUCCCAUCUAAGCUGCCAAGAUGUCUGGAUUUUUAGACAACUGCCAAUUACCACGAUGUGAUUGCAUAGAACUUGGUGAAAGGAGGAAUCUGGUUGCUUCUAUCAUAUCUGGCAUAAUGUUCUUCAGUGGCUGGUGGAUUGUUAUUGAUGCUGCUGCUGUUUAUCCUGACAUGAAGGACUUCAACCAUGCAUACCACACACCUGGGGUCAUCGGCACUAUGGCCUUCUUCCUGAUAAACUCAGUGUCAAAUGGCCAGAUCCGCGGUGAGAGCUACACGAAUGGAUGCAUGGGACAGACAGGAGCUCGCAUCUGGUUGUUCUUCGGUUUCCUGCUGGGGUUCGGUGCGCUGAUUGCUGCGUCCUGGAUCCUGUUCGGCUUCUAUGUUGUCCAGUAUGCGACUCCAGAUUGGCCCGGUAUUGCCGUCUUCCUGCAGAACGCUCUCAUAUUUUUCAGUUCAAUUGUCUUCAAGUUUGGUCGGACGGAGGACCUGUGGGGUUGAGGCGGGUGGCUGUCUGACCCCCCGUCUGUGGCUGAAGAGGUAGAUUCCCCCAGGAGGCAACUGUAACACUGAGACCCACUGGGUCAACUUGUUCUCACUGUUAAUACAAUACUACUUGAAAGUCUUCGUUAGUGGAUCUGGAGACUGGAUGUGGAUAAUUUAGGACAUGAUUUUGAAAAACAUUUUUAAUAUACUGACCAUUCAGUCGCCUACUUUAUGUCUGCUGUAUUGAUAACUUCCAGGAAAUAGCAACAGUUGUGUCAAGUCAUAACCUACUGAUGAAAAACAGAAUUACAUCAAUGUUAUAUUUGUGAUAUUCUUUUUCUAUGAUGUCUAUAGAAUACUUUCUGAUUCAUGUUUUGUAAUUGUAAAUUGCUUCUGUAUUUAUUUGUUGUCCCAGCCCAUCUCCAAGUCUCCUGUCCCCAUAGCAACAAAUCACAACCCAUCCCAUGUACAUAGUCCCGCCCCGAGACAUCUUCCCGAGGCAAGAGAGUUAACUGACUUUAAAAGUCCAGUUACCACCCUUGCAGAACUAGGCUGGAAUUCCUGGGCUCGAUGGUAGCGCCACCAGUGGCUGUUACGAGUUAUGUCCCUUCUAAGCCUCCCCUAUGGACCAAUCAGAUUCCAUCUCUCAUAUCACUUGCAUUUGUUUCACACAAAAUGAGGGCGCCAAGGCAGGACGUUCUGAUCCAUAAUCAAGAUCUAUAUUGUGAUAAAACGGGUCUUGCAUCACAAAAUGCAUGAAAUCACAUGAGCACUUUGAUUAAAAACAUGAAAAGAUUUGGAAAAUAUCUGCUGACAACGAGUUGGCAGUGCACAUGCUUGGCAAAUCCUGCAGUUGACCAAAAUCUGCUCUACAGUUUACUAACCAGGUGCAAUUUUGAUUGGACUAUACAUAGACUAGUUAGUCCAGCCAAAAUAUAACUCCAUAAUACCAGCCUGGUUGGGCAAGGGUGGAAACUGGACUUUUAUAGUCAAUUAACUCUCUUGCCUCGGGGAAAUGGCCCCGUGAUUGCUUCUCCACACAACCGUGUGUAUUGUAUACCUUACACAUCUGCCUGAUCUGCCGUAUCGACCUGGUCUGUCUACCAUACUUUAUAUAUUAUCUAUCCCAUCACCUGGUAUUUAUGCAAGGUGUGCUAAGAUUUACUUUAUAGAUUUAUCAAUGGUUAAUGUUUCUUGUGUCACCAUUGAAAACUAAACUCCUGCUUGAUAAUCUAGAACCAUGUGUUCUACACACUCACUGUGGCCAAAUCUCUGUACAAUGAGACUGCUGAAUGAUUUAGUGUGUCGAUCCACAAGUAUCCACUUUCAGAAAACAAUGACCAUCAUUGCUGUGUAUGUGUGUACUGUAUACACUACGUUCCUCCUCGGAACCAUGAAGUAUUGACAAUGUGUCAGUCAAGUAGCUAACCCUUCAUCUGCAAACUGAGAAUUGUUGAAACCCUGUGUCAAGUUGUAGGAGAUGUGGUCACAUCAACUGUGGUGCAGGAAAGCGUCUCCUUGUAGUUGGACGUGUCAUGAUGUGAAGCCAUCUCUCACCUGUCAGUGGUCUGAUUGUAGGCUGUCAUCUUCCUACAGACAUGGUAUUAAUUGUUGAGCCGGUGUUGAAGUAGAAAUGUAAUGUGACAGAACACAAACUUGGUCUAUCGUUUGUGAAAUAACAUGAAGAACUCGCUGCCUGGAUCACAAGACACCUGGCCAACGGUAACCUGGGAGAACAUGUUGCACUCUCCAACAUCAGAGCUUGUAUCCAUGGCAACACCUGCAGUAAGGAGAGAGACCUGAUACCCACUCGUCAGUGCUUGUGUCCAUGGCAACGCCUGCAGGGACCUUAUACCCACUCGUCAGUGCUUGUGUCCAUGGCAAUGCCUGCAAGGACCUUGUACCCACUUGUCAGUGCUUGUGUCCAUGGCAACGCCUGCAAGGACCUUAUACCCACUCGUCAGUGCUUGUGUCCAUGGCAACGCCUGCAAGGACCUGAUACCCACUCGUCAGUGCUUGUGUCCAUGGCAACGCCUGCAAGGACCUGAUACCCACUCCUCGGUGCUUCUGCACUGCUUUGUUCAAUGUCAUUAAAAUCAGAUCUUAGUUCUCGAUACCGCUAAACAAAGAUCUGAGGACAUCCCAUUACGGGUCACAUCAGACCGACCAAUGGAAUGACCAAUCAGGAGGAAGCUUUCUCGUGCUU